This is a messenger RNA of Paramecium tetraurelia, 1431 nucleotides long. RefSeq lists its product as uncharacterized. Gene Ontology annotation, cellular component: nucleus; CAF-1 complex. The record is from RefSeq and is a predicted model, not a curated record. Gene Ontology annotation, molecular function: protein binding. Gene Ontology annotation, biological process: nucleosome assembly; DNA replication-dependent chromatin assembly. NCBI's taxonomy places the organism in Eukaryota, Ciliophora, Oligohymenophorea, Peniculida, Parameciidae. The transcript is spliced from 3 exons.
AUGAAAUUAGUCAUUCCGAAUAUAAUUUGGCAUGGAGAAAAAGAACGAAUAAUGGCAAUCGCAAUUCAUCCAACAUAGAAUUUAUUAUUGACAGGAGGUUCGGAUUCUAAAAUAGUUGAAAAAGAUAAUGUGAGUGAAGAUGUAGGAGUGAUUAAAAUGUGGACAAUAUUGGAAAAUUCAACUAAGAUGGUUGAGUUUGCAGGAGCCAUUAAUUCUGGUCAUGAAUAAACUGUUAAUUGUUUGAAAUUCUCACCAUCUGGUAAAAACUUUGCAUCUGGUUCGGAUGAUUAUAAAAUUAUAAUCUGGAGCUAAUAAGUGAGAUAAACUUUUGGUCAAUCUGAACCCAGAUUGUAAUGGUGGCCAUUUGCAGUACUAACUGGGCAUUGCAAAGAAAUCUAUGAUCUAUAAUGGUCAAAAAAUGGUGAAAUUUUGGUCUCAGGAGGACUAGAUAAAUAUGUCAUUGUGUGGAAUGUUAAGAAAUAAAAGCAAUUACAAACUUUAGAUGGACACACAUCUUAUGUUUAAGGAGUUACAAUAGAUCCAAGACUUAAAACUAUAGUAUCCUUGAGUCAGGACAGAACCGCCAGAGUGUGGAAACUAUUGAAAGCUCAGAGAAAAAACUUAAAUAAUCUGCAAUUUUAUCCAUAGCAUGUAGUCAGAAAAUUAGAAAAUGCACAAAAGGCUGAUUCAUAAUUAUAAUCUAAUUCAUAAGACUAGUAAUAAUAAUCAUAAUAAUAACAAAUAGAAGAGAAAAAACAAAAUGGAAUAUUUUUGGGUGAAACUAGUUUAUUCACUUUCGUUAGACGACCAGAUUGGAGUCCUGAUGGAUCAUUUUAUAUUUUACCUGCUGCAGAAUUCUGGGUUGAUAAUAAACCUAUUAUGGGUGCUUAUGGGUUCUUAAGAUAAUCUCCUCAAGUUCCAUGCUUCUUUUUACCUACAAAUACUCCUGCCUUAGUUAUUAGAUUUUGUCCUAAAUACUUUACUAGAAAUCCUGAUAUUUAGUAACCAUUAAUAGAUUUACCUUAUAAAAUGAUUUUUGCUAUUGGUACUGUUGAUUCCUUACUUCUCUAUUCAACUGAUAGUCCAACUCCCCUGGCUAUCUUUGGAAAUCUUCAUUAUGCUUCUAUUACUGACAUUUUAUACAUUAAUCAAGGUUCCAAUUUGAUAGCUAUAAGUUCCUGUGAUGGAUUUUGUUCCUUUGUAUAGAUUGAAGAGGGAUACUUUGGUUAGGAAGUCCCUAUUGAAUGUAAAAAUAUGUUAUAUAAUAACGAUAAGAUAGAAGAAGAGGAUGUUUCAAAAAAGAACGAAGAAUCCAAAAAACAAGAAAUUAUAACUGAAUAAAGAGUUGAGUAUAAAGAGACUCUAGAUGGAAAGAAGAAAAAAAUGAUUAUACCAAAAACUCUAUCAAUAGAUUAAUAGUGUUAGAAAUGA